AUGUCAGAGGGAAUAGAAAAGAAAAGAAAUAAAGACCUUGACAGAAAAAGGAAAAGUAGUGAAAGAGAAAAGAACAUAAAGGCAUCUGAAGAUGUGAGUUUUGAUCACCGACCACCACCUGCUAAAAUUCAGCGCACUGGGCCCUUUAUAUCUUCACUGUUUAAAAGUAAUCCUGAUAUCCCGAAAGUUGAUAGUUCAUCUGUUCAGACAAUAAAAGAAGAAGUAUUUACUUCUAAAAAGUUUGGCGAUUUACCAUUGAGUCCUAAUAUGAUAACUAACUUGGAAGAUAGAAUGAAUAUGAAGAAUAUGACCACAGUACAACAGUUAGCUAUACCUAGAAUAUUACAAGGUCAAGAUGCUCUAGUUAAAUCUCAAACAGGUUCAGGUAAAACUCUGGCCUAUGCUGUUCCUAUUGUUCAGAAGUUACAAAGUAUCACACCAAAAAUAGAUAGGUCACAUGGUCCUUAUGCUAUAGUAGUUGUUCCCACUAGAGAGCUAGCAACUCAGAGUUAUGAAGUCUUUAUGAAAGUGUGUAAGCCCUUUGUAUAUGUGGUUCCUGGUUGUUUGAUGGGGGGAGAAAAAAGAAAAGCAGAAAAAGCAAGAAUAAGAAGAGGUAUUAAUGUAUUAGUUGGUACACCAGGAAGAUUGGUUGAUCAUCUACAGAAUACACAUGGUUUAUCUGUUAAACAUGUUCAAUAUUUGGUAUUGGAUGAGGCUGAUAGAUUGUUGGAUAUGGGAUACGAAAAAGAUGUAGCCCAGAUUGUAAACUCAUUGAAUGAUUAUGGUGAAACAAAACGGCAAACCAUUUUAUUAUCAGCCACAUUGAGUGAAGGUGUAGAAAGAUUAGCAGGCAUGUCAUUAUCAAAUCCAGCUCAUGUAUCAGUUUCUAGUGAUGAUGUUGAUCAUGAUGAUAACAUAGAUUCAGGAAUAGAAAACGAUAAAAACGAACCUAAAGAAAGUUUUGCUGUACCACAAGAAUUAAAACAGCAUUUUGUUAUUACACCUUGUAAAUUAAGAUUAGUAACUCUGGUUGCUUUUAUUCUUUCUAAAUGUCGGUUAAAUAAAAAUAAAAGUAAAAUGAUAGUAUUUUUAUCAACUCAAGAUUCAGUUGAAUUUCAUCAUAAAUUAAUCAGUGAUAUAUUCUGUAAAACCAAGAAAAAGAAAGUAAAAUCUAAAACUGAUAUGAAAUCUUUAAAAUUUGAUUUAUUUAAACUACAUGGUGAUAUGGCUCAAAAGGAAAGAAAUGAAGUCUUUAAGAAGUUUAGUGAAAUUAGUUCUGGUGUUUUGUUAUGUACAGAUGUUGCAGCUCGUGGUUUAGAUCUACCACAAGUUAGUUGGAUUGUACAAUAUACUACUCCUGGUCAGACAUCAGACUACAUUCAUCGUGUAGGUCGUACAGCUAGAGUUGGUUCACAAGGACAAUCAUUACUAUUUCUUAUACCAUCAGAGGUUAAUUAUAUCAAACAACUUAAUGAUAAACAUAUAAGUUUAAAAGAAAUGCAAAUGAAGAACAUAUUAGAAUCAUUAAUGACUGUAAUAGAAUAUAUCAAAUUUCCUGAAGAAAACAAGAGACAGAAACCUAGAAUGUGGGAAGAAGCAGCUACUGCUGUACAUCAGUUAUUUGAGAUGUAUGUAGCUAAACAUCCUAGUAUGACAGAAUUAUCUAGAAGAGCUUACCAAUCAUUUAUUAGAGCUUAUGCUACCUAUCCUAGUCAUAUGAAACAUAUAUUCUCUAUAAAGAAGGUACAUCUAGGUCAUUUAGCUAAGAGUUUCGCUUUACGUGAAGCACCUGGUUCUAUUGGUGUGGUACAAGCUAAGAAAUAUCAGGAAGAUCAUGCUCAAGAUAAGAAAGACAAUAGGUAUGUUAUAAGUAUAUUGAAGAAAUUUUGA
Messenger RNA from Lottia gigantea (owl limpet), 1890 nucleotides. RefSeq lists its product as hypothetical. The transcript is spliced from 16 exons. Gene Ontology annotation, biological process: ribosome biogenesis. Bases 1 to 1890 code for a protein of 629 amino acids. The record is from RefSeq and is a predicted model, not a curated record. Gene Ontology annotation, molecular function: ATP binding; nucleic acid binding; RNA helicase activity. Gene Ontology annotation, cellular component: nucleus. Lineage: Eukaryota; Metazoa; Mollusca; Gastropoda; Lottiidae.